AUGGAAAACAGUACCACCGAGGAAGCAGGUGAAAACUUUCGUGACUGGUCCAAGCUGCAAACCGACAUGCUCUGGAAGAUUUUUGCCCUAGUCAGCGUGAUGGACAGGAUCCUCAACGUCUCUGCCGUCUGUCACUCCUGGCGCUCGGCCUGCUCCGACAAAAUUCUUUCGAGUACUCUCGACACUAGUAAAAUCAGAAACGAAAUGGACACCAAGACUCGUCGUGGAAGAACUCGACUUAUGGUCAUUCUCAUCUGCGGUGUUAAUCUGGCAGGUGAAAAUUUGACCACGCUGAUUAUUGAUUCCAUAUUGGAGGUGAACGAUAAAAUUCUUACUCAGGCAGCCAAAAGGUGCCCAAACUUGAAGUAUCUGGGGCUGCUGUGGCCAUACGGGGCAACAUCCAGAGGCCUAAGAACUGCAUUCGAAUCCUGGACAAACCUCCAAUCUAUGUCCAUUUCAUUCAAUUCCCUCCUCUCCCAUGUCAACAUCUUCAAGGCGAUCGGCCAGAACUGCCCCAACUUCACUGAGCUUAAAGUCCAUGCACCUUUUGUCUCCCAAGAAACAGCCCAGAUCGCAUCACAAUUCAUACCCCACUUGAAGGUGCUAAGGCUACAAUGCAAAAUGGUCUCAAAAGAUGCGGCAGUUGCAGUAUUGGACGGACUGCAAGACCUUGAGGAGCUUUACAUAUCCAUCCAGAAGGUCGAGUAUGUAGCUCCUGUUACUGGCGUGUUUCGUCCAGCAAUCAUGCGUGAUCCAAGAGUGCUCAGCAAGGCUUCCAGGCUUCGAGUUUAUCACGUUUGUUACACGGGAGAAUGCAGCUCUUGUCCGGCCUCCAGCAUGGGACCUCCACCAUCGAAUGUUGUUUGA
Coffea eugenioides is the source of this 867-nucleotide messenger RNA. RefSeq names its product F-box/LRR-repeat protein At3g48880-like. NCBI's taxonomy places the organism in Eukaryota, Viridiplantae, Streptophyta, Magnoliopsida, Gentianales, Rubiaceae. Gene Ontology annotation, molecular function: protein binding. The record is from RefSeq and is a predicted model, not a curated record. The coding region runs from base 1 to 867 and encodes 288 amino acids. The transcript has 2 exons.